Molecule: messenger RNA, 2778 nt
Organism: Dictyostelium discoideum AX4
Lineage: Eukaryota; Evosea; Eumycetozoa; Dictyosteliales; Dictyosteliaceae
Exons: 1
Coding region: 1-2778 (925 amino acids)
Source: RefSeq, a predicted model, not a curated record
AUGGAAAUAAAUAAUAGUAAUAAUAAUAUUAAUAAUAAUAAUGAUAAUAAUAUAAAUGAUUUUAAAAUUUAUAAAUUGUAUAAAUUAGUUUUUAAGAAUAUUUAUAUUUCAAGAUUAAUAUUUAAUUAUGUUUAUUUAAUAAAUGAACAAAUAACAAAUAGUAGUCAAAAUUCUAAAUUCACAGAAGUAUUAAAUUUCAAACAAGCAUCAUUCGAUUGGAUUAUAAUUAAUAAACAUUAUCAAUUACUUUUAUAUAAAAUUCAAAUGAAUACAGUUUUCACAGGAUUCACAUUUGAAAAUUUAAUAAAUUGUAUAAACUUAAUUCAAUCAAAUAAUAUAAAUAAUAAUGAAAAUUUUAUAAAAGUUUUAAAACAAUUUUAUAAAACAAAUUUAAAUCAAUUAAUUAAUAAUACAAAAUUAUUACAUGAAUAUCCAACACCAUCAUCAUUAACAAUGACAAUAAAAGAAACAAUAAAUAAUUUACUAUUAUCAAAAUAUAAAACAACACAAUCUGUUAAUAUUAAAAAAGGUAUUAGUUUAAUUGCAUUAUCAAUUCAUAGUGAAAAUUUUGAUUUUUUAAAAAUAGUUUAUCAAGAAUCUAUUAAUGAUUUAACCACACCAAUUAGUGGAAGUUUAAAAAACCAAUUAUCAAUGUCAGUUGGUGAUAAAGAUGGUACGGCGGAUAAUGGUGGUUGUGAAGGUGGUUUAUUAGAGAUUGCAUUGUUGUAUGGUAAUAUGGAUAUAAUAAAAUUUGUGCAUUUAAAACUUGAUAUUGCUAUUAAAAAUCCAUGGAAAUCAUUAAUCUACUCUUUAAAAUCUGAAAAUCGUUCAAAUGCUAUUCAAUACCUAUUGGAAGAUUUAAAAUUUAAUAUACCAAAAAUUGAAUAUCCAAGUACCUAUAAUAGAUUGAAUGUACCAUAUUAUUAUUUUCAAAAUUUAUUAAAAUUACCAUUCAAUCUAUUUAAAAAACUUUAUGAUUUAAAUAUACCACUAUUCUUUGAUUCUCAUAAAUAUUCAAUGUUAUUCAAUCAUUUUGAUGACUCAACAAUUAAUAAUAAUAAAAUUAAAUUUCAAGAUUAUUUAGAAUUUAUUAAAGUUUCAAUAUUUUCAUUAACAGUUUCAUCAAUUGAUCAAAUUAAAAAAAAUAGUUUAAUAUUAAAAAAGAUUCAAUAUUUAAUUAAUUAUAAUAAUAAUAAUGAAAAUGAAAAUAAUAAUAAUAAAUUUAAUUAUAAUUUAUAUAUUUUAAAAGAAAUUGAUUUAAUUAAAUAUAAUAAAUCAUCAAAGAUAAUAUUAGGUGAAAAUAAUUUUUUAGAACAUGGUAAAUUAUUAUUAACAAAUUUAAUAUCAAAACCAAAAUUUAAUAAUACUAUUAAAAAUUAUCCAAUUGAAUGUAGUUUUGGUAAUUUUACAAAUAUAAAUUUUAAAGAUUUUAAUUUAGAAAGAGAAAUUAAAAGAGUUUUUUUAUUUGAUUUUUUAUAUUUUAAUAAUCAUAUUCAACCAGAGAAUAAGUUUAAUCAAAUUGUUAAUUUCGUUAGAACUUAUAAAGAAUUUCAUUUAAUUGAACAUUUAUCAUCAACAACUGAAAUUAUUAAAUCUUCAAUUCUAAUUUCACAUUAUUAUGCAGAUUCUUAUUUAAUUGAAAAUAUCAUAAAAUAUAAUACAAAUAAUUCAAAAAUAUUUUCAUUUAAUCCAACAUUUGAUAAAUUUAAAUUAAAAGAUAUUUAUUUUUUUGAUCAAGUUAAUAUAAAUUUAAUAAAUAAAUUAUUAAAUGAUAAUAAUGGCGAAGGAAGAAUUAUAAUAUCAAUUGAAAAGAAAAUUGAAUUUUUAAAUCAAUUAAUUCAAUUAGGUGCAAAUGGAUUUAUUAGAAAUUAUUUAAAAUUUAUAAUUAAAAGUGAAUUUGAUUCAAAAAAUUUUAAAAUACCAGAACAUGCUGAAUUAAUUAUUGGUUCAAUUAAUGAAUAUAUAAAUAAAAAUAAAAUACAAUUAAUUAAAUCAAAAGUUACAUUUACAAAUCUAAAUGUUUUAAAAUAUUUUUAUUAUAAUUAUAAAGAUUAUUUUAUUUGGGAUUCAAUUAAAAUUGGUAGAAAUUGUUUAAAAACUAAAGAUUUAGAAAUAAUUAAAUUCAUUCAUUUCAAUAGUAUUGGUAAUUUAAAUUGUGAAUAUUGUAUUGAUACAAGUACAGCAACAUUUAUGAUAAAUAAUUUAGGUUAUACUUUUUAUAGUUUUUCAUUAAAUCAUUUAAUUUAUUCAUUAGAUAAUUAUAAUUCAAAUUAUUUAUUUCAAUAUGUUAUAAAUUAUUUAAUUUCAAAUGGAAUUGAAAUUUCAAUUGAUUAUUCAUUAAUUUUAAAUAAUUAUUUUCAUUGUAAAUUAAUUGAAUCAAAAGUUAUUGAUGGUAGUUUAACAAAACUAAUUUCACCAAAUUAUUAUAAUAGGAAAAUUGUCAAUGCUGAUGGUAAUGAUGAUAGUGAUGCUGAUGGUAAUGGUGAUAGUGGUGGUAAUGGUGAUGAUGAUGAUAAAUAUGUAAAAUCAAAACAAGAACUUUAUGAAGUAUUUAGAAUUAUUUAUGAUUUAAAUAUGAUUAUGACAAUUGGCAAUUAUCAAAUUAUUAAACAAUUUUUUAAAGAAUUUGCAAAUGCAACAAAUAGGGAAGAUUAUUUUUUAUUGUUGAGUGCUAAAAAUAUUAAAAAAAUUAAAUCAACACCACAAUCUUCACCAAUAAAAUUAUUAUUUAAAAAAAGUGAUUUUAUACUUAACGCAAAUAAUUUAAUUUUAGAAUAA